This is a messenger RNA of Bactrocera tryoni, 605 nucleotides long. RefSeq names its product protein FAM200A-like. The transcript has 2 exons. The record is from RefSeq and is a predicted model, not a curated record. Bases 33 to 347 code for a protein of 104 amino acids. Lineage: Eukaryota; Metazoa; Arthropoda; Insecta; Diptera; Tephritidae.
GUAUCGCUAUUUGUAGCGAUGGCGCUAAAGCUAUGACUGGCAAAAAUAGCGGACUCAUUGCAAAAUUAAAAUCGAUAAUACCAAACAUAUCCUGGACACACUGUUCUCUUCAUCGACAGGCUCUAGCUGCUAAGGUAGUACCUUCCGCUUUAAAUGACGUGCUCAAGGAGGUAAUAAAAACUGUGAAUUCUAUCAAAGGUAAAGCUUUGCAAACCCGGCUAUUCAGAAUCGUUUGUGAAAAUAUGGGCUCGCUUCAUCAAAAUCUCCUUUAUCACACAGAGGUCAGGUGGCUAUCCAAGGGAAAGACUUUCACUCUGAAGCUGACAAUGGGCGUAGAUGGAUUUUAAAUCCCUUUUUGGACAAAUCAAUAGAUCUAGCUGAUGUCAACACAAAAAUGAAAGAAUGUCUUCUAGAAUUAGCUACUGAUGGCAUGCUUAAAAUGGAAUUUUAUUCGCAAAGUGUCGACGUAUUUUGGAUGAAAAUAAAACCAUUCGCCACUUCAUACUUGUGUGAACUGACAUUUUCUUCAUUGGUAGACAUUAAAACUAAAAAGAGAAAUGGACUGCAAUUAGAAAAUGAUUUAAUUAUUAAUGUUUCAAAAAUAA